UAUUAUUGUUCUGUAAGAAAUGAUCAGCAGGAUGAAUACAGAGAGGACUGGCGAGAAUUACAUGAACUGAUGCUAAGUGAAAUGAGCAGAACCAGGAGAUCAUUAUACACUUCAACAACAAUAUUGUAUGAGGAUCAAUUCUGAUGGACAUGGCUCUCUUCAGCAAUGAGAGGAUCCAAAUCAGUUUCAAUUGCUCUGUAAUGAAUAGAACCAGCUACACCCAGUGACAGAACACCUGGAAAUGAGUUUUUAUAUUGUUUUGGAUUUUUCUCCUUCCCUCCCCAAACAACAAUAUAGCAUUUACACUCUUUCUCUUAUUGUUUGCUUGCAUUUUUGUUUUUCUUCCGGGUUAUUUUUACCUUCUUUCUAAAUCCGAUUUUUCUUGUGCAGCAAGAUAACUGUAUAAAUAUAUAUAUAUACAUAUAUUGUAUUUAAUAUAUAUUUUAACAUAUUUAACAUGUAUGGAACUACCUGCCAUCCAGGAGAAGGGGUGGAGGGAAGGAGGGGAAAAAUUGGAAGAGAAGUUUUUGCAAGGGUCAAUAUUGAAAAAUUACUCAUGCAUAUGUUUUGUCAAUAAAAAGCUAUAAUAAAAAAAAGCAACUUUUACCUAUCAAGUUCCUUAAAUGCCAAAAAAAAAAAAAAAAAGAAGAAGAAGAAGAAGCCAAAAGUUUUAAAAGAAAUGAAUAAACAUGGGGCUUGCUUUUUUUCUUUUGUAUUUAUCAUAAAUAUCCUGGUUGUAUUUCAGAGCUCUGGGAUUUAAAUAGGACAUCAAUCUUUCAUAGUCCUUUUGGAUUUCUCGACCUCCGGGUGAUGUUGCUGGAUGAAUAUCAAGAACGACUGUUUGUGGGAGGCAGGGAUCUGGUGUAUUCCCUCAACCUGGAUCGAGUCAGUGAAGGCUAUAGAGAGAUACACUGGCCUAGCACAGUCCUUCAAAAGGAAGAAUGCAUGAUGAAAGGAAAAGAUGAAAGUGAAUGUGCAAAUUUUGUUCGCGUGUUGCAUCAUUAUAACAGAACACAUCUCCUGGCCUGUGGGACUGGAGCUUUUGACCCUCUCUGUGCCUUCAUCAGAGUUGGACACCAGUUGGAGGAUCACCUAUUUCAAUUGGAAUUACACAGAUUUGAGAGAGGAAGAGGCAGAUGUCCUUUUGAUCCCAACUCCUCCUUCACCUCUACUUUAAUUGGUAGUGAGCUGUUUUCUGCACUCUACAGCGACUACUGGGGAAGAGAUGCUGCUGUCUUUCGCAGCCUAGGCCGUAUGACUCAUAUUAGGACUGAACAUGAUGACGAACGUCUGCUAAAAGAACCUAAGUUUGUAGGUUCUUAUAUGAUUCCUGACAAUGAAGACCGGGAUGACAACAAAGUAUAUUUCUUCUUUACUGAAAAGGCACUGGAGUCAGAAAACAAUGCACACACAAUUUAUACAAGAGUGGGAAGAGUAUGUGCGAAUGACAUGGGAGGGCAGAGAAUUUUAGUAAAUAAAUGGAGUACUUUCCUUAAGGCUAGAUUGGUUUGCUCAGUGCCUGGAAUGAAUGGAAUUGAUACUCACUUUGAUGAAUUAGAGGAUAUUUUUUUGCUACAUACAAGAGAUAAUAAGAAUCCAGUGAUAUUUGGACUCUUUAAUACAACAAGUAACAUAUUCCGGGGAUAUGCCAUAUGUGUCUAUCAUAUGUCAAGUAUCCGUGCAGCUUUUAAUGGACCCUAUGCACAUAAGGAAGGACCUGAGUACCACUGGUCACUUUAUGAAGGAAAAGUCCCCUACCCAAGACCUGGUUCUUGUGCCAGCAAGGUGAAUGGGGGGAAAUAUGGUACCACUAAGGAUUAUCCUGAUGAGGCAAUCCGGUUUGCAAGAAGUCAUCCACUAAUGCAUCAGCCUGUGAAACCUGUUCAUAAGAGGCCAAUCCUGGUAAAAACAGAUGGAAAAUAUAACCUGAAACAAAUAGCAGUUGAUCGAGUUGAAGCUGAAGAUGGACAAUAUGAUGUUUUAUUUAUUGGCACAGAUAAUGGCAUUGUGUUAAAAGUAAUCACAAUUUACAACCAGGAAACAGAAUCAAUGGAAGAAGUAAUUCUAGAAGAACUACAAGUAUUCAAAGUUCCAGUUCCUAUUAUUUCCAUGGAAAUUUCUUCAAAAAGACAACAGUUGUACAUUGGAUCUGAAUCUGCAGUGGCCCAAAUCCGAUUUCAUCAGUGUGACAUGUAUGGUACAGCUUGUGCUGAUUGCUGCUUAGCAAGGGACCCAUAUUGUGCAUGGGAUGGUAUAUCCUGUUCCCGCUAUUACCCAACUGGAACACAUGCAAAAAGACGUUUCCGGAGACAAGAUGUUCGGCAUGGAAAUGCAGCUCAGCAAUGUUUUGGACAGCAGUUUGUUGGAGAAGUGUUAGAUAAGACUGAAGAACGUUUGGCUUAUGGAAUAGAGUAUAACAGUACGUUGCUGGAAUGUACUCCACGAUCACUGCAAGCCAAAGUCAUCUGGUUUGUACAGAAAGCACGUGAAACAAGAAAGGAAGAGGUGAAGACAGAUGACAGAGUUGUCAAAAUGGACCUCGGUUUGCUCUUCCUAAGACUACACAAAAUGGAUGCAGGAACCUAUUUUUGUCAGACAGUGGAGCACAGUUUUGUCCAUACAGUCCGUAAAAUCACCUUGGAAGUAGUAGAAGAGGAGCGUGUCGAAGAGAUGUUUAAUAAAGACUAUGAAGAAGAAGUUCCCCAUAAGAUGCCAUGUCCUGUCCAGAGUAACAUCCCACAAGGAUCAAAGCCAUGGUACAAAGAGUUCUUGCAGUUGAUUGGCUAUAGCAACUUCCAGAGAGUGGAAGAGUACUGUGAAAAAGUAUGGUGUACUGAUAAGAAGAGGAAAAAGCUAAAAAUGUCCCCUUCUAAAUGGAAGUAUUCUACCCCACAGGAAAGGAAGCAUCGAGCCAAAUCUGACCACUAUCGCCUACCUAGGCAUGCACUGGACUUCUGAUGGGCUGAAACCAUCAGCUGACUUUUUGAAGAAUUUUUAUUUGGACUUCUGAGAUUUAAAAGAUGACAUCUGAUUUCUUUGUGGCAGUGGAAAUAAGUACAAUAAGAAAUAAGUGACUGAAAAAAGUAUUAUGGUAAAUUAUACUUAACUCUUUUUGACUGGUUAGAGGUUGCAGAAAGCUAACUAGCUGUUUCUAAAUUCAUUUUAUUGCUUACAUGGUUUUCAACUAUAUUUAUCAAAAAGUUACCUUGUUGUAAUCUUUGUAAUUAUUUGGCUGAAUAUUCAUGCCAACUACUCUUUGUUUCUUGCAUAUUAGUACAAUAUUUAAGGAAAUACAAAGCAAUCGAGAAUUAGGAGGCAGGAGAUGGGAAGGCAACAUAGUUAAUCCCUUUGCUUUUUCAAACUUCUACUUUGCUUUUAAAACUGACAAAUGAUCAAAGUCAUUCCUUUUUUCAUGUGGACAGUUGGUAAUUUUUGUUAUGAUAAGUUAAGCCAUGAGUUUGCUCUGAGGACCACUGUGAUUUUUGUAAAUGAGAAGAGAAAUGUAUUCAGCCCCAGGGGAACUCCCCUUUAUAAAACAUUUAUGGGACCAGCUUCAUAUUUUUAUUAUUAUAGCUGACACUACCCCUUCCAGUUACACUCAGGUGUGGAAAGAAAGAGGCUAAUAGAACUUCCCUUUUAGAUGCUGAAGCAAAACAGUUUAGUCGGACUAUGAGUUAUGGUUGGAACAAAUGUUUGCUUUAACAGUUGGAAAAUUUCUAUGGCUGACUUCUUAAGGUAAAAAACAAAAACAAAAACAAAAGAGCAUAUGCUUAUACCAGCAUAUGGUUG
Antechinus flavipes (yellow-footed antechinus) is the source of this 3789-nucleotide messenger RNA. RefSeq names its product semaphorin 3E (gene SEMA3E). Bases 811 to 2958 code for a protein of 715 amino acids. Lineage: Eukaryota; Metazoa; Chordata; Mammalia; Dasyuromorphia; Dasyuridae. The record is from RefSeq and is a predicted model, not a curated record. The transcript has 16 exons. Gene Ontology annotation, molecular function: chemorepellent activity; semaphorin receptor binding. Gene Ontology annotation, biological process: neural crest cell migration; axon guidance; positive regulation of cell migration.